This is a messenger RNA of Babesia bovis T2Bo, 2116 nucleotides long. Its product is annotated as ABC transporter transmembrane region family protein. Gene Ontology annotation, biological process: transmembrane transport. The transcript has 3 exons. Gene Ontology annotation, cellular component: membrane. The record is from RefSeq and is a predicted model, not a curated record. Lineage: Eukaryota; Apicomplexa; Aconoidasida; Piroplasmida; Babesiidae. The coding region runs from base 199 to 2085 and encodes 628 amino acids. Gene Ontology annotation, molecular function: ATP hydrolysis activity; ATP binding; ABC-type oligopeptide transporter activity.
CAACACUACUUCAUCGCAAUAUUGCAUGAUUAUUUAUAGCAAUUUUGUGUGAUUUUAUAUUCCAUUAGUCUUAUACCUGUAUUUCUGUGUCUGAGGAUUCCUGUGGCAUCAGUGUUAUUCACUAGGCUCAUUAAUAUCUGGUAUGGGCAAUUGUUUUUCUGUAUAUUUACUUAUGAACUAGUUCAAUGAUUAGACAAAAUGUCAGUUGAACUUCAGGAGUCGAAAAAUGACCCACCUGUGAAGGCGGAGGACUGUAAAAUGGAUGGCACUUCGGUGUCUGCUACUGUACGUCGGUUUUUAAGUGAGCUUGAGCCUGAGGAGACUGCCAAUUUAGUUAUUGGCGGUUGCGCUUUGGUUGUGAAUGCUUGUACUAACAUGUUGUAUCCUCGUAUUAUUGGCAACAUCAUUGACGCUGGCAGUACUGGUGCCUUUUCACCUGUAACAUCAUGGAUUCCAGGUUUAAGUUCUGGCAUUCCUCCAUUGUACGGUAGUGAUUCUCCUGUUUCAUCUUGUCCUCUCGCGAUGUUUAAACGUCUUCUUUUUUCUGCAUUACCAUUAUAUGCAGCUGGUAGUAUUGCUUCUUGGCUUCGUGUAUCGAGGAUGCAGCGGGCGGUAUAUUUGAUCCAGAAGCGCUCUCGUAAGAAAAUGUACGAAAAGCUAUUGAUGCAGGGCGCUCCGUUUUUCCAUACUCGUGCUUCUAGUUUACUUAUCGCCAGGUUGUUGAAUGACUGUGAAGAGGGCCCGAAAUCAAUGGUAGAAAACAUAUUUACCUUUGUUCGUUGUUGUAACUCUGUCAUUGGUGGUACGUUUAACUUGAUCAGCAUAUCGCCAUGUUUGACCGGUGUAACCAUGACGUGUAUACCAUUUUUCGGUUUAUUCGUCAUUGCGUACUCUGCUAUCAUAAAGCGAAGUCACCGUAGACGUAAGGAUGUAAUUGACAAUGCUAUAAGCAGGGCUGAUGAGGUCAUCAGUAGUAUUGAAAGCGUAAUGAGUUUUGGUAAGGAGGGUGACGAGAUUGAAUCAUUUUCUCGAUCAUUGGACGAAUGCGACUCUGUAGCUCAACGUGUAUGUAAUUCAGAGGGCAUUUUCAUGGGUUCUGUGUUGGCUGGAUUCAAUCUGUCAACAUUGAUAAUGCUUUACUGUGGUUCAUACAAGAUGCAAUCAGGUGACAUCUCCGUUGGCAGUCUCGCAUCAUUCAUUCUUUACGGCGGCUUAUUUGGUCUUGGGGUAUCAGGUCUAUCAAAGAUUGCAUCUGAUGUUUCUAAGGCCGCGGUAUCGCUGCAGCGAAUCUAUGAGAUCCACGACCUUGACGUUGAUGAGGAUAGGGGUACCACCUUACCUUCGGUAACUGGUACUUUGGAGUUUGAGAAUGUAUCCUUUUCGUAUGACACUCGUGCUGAUGUGCCUGUUCUCGAGAACUUUAACUUGAAGAUUGAGCCCGGCCGUGUUCUUGCCAUAGUGGGUGCUAACGGCAUGGGUAAAAGCACCACUGCCCGUUUGUUAACUGCGUUAUACCGUCCUACUAGUGGUCGUAUUUUAUUGGAUGGAGUCGACAUAUCUACAUUGAGUUCUCGGUGGCUGCGUAGUAAGGUGUUUACAGUUGUUUCUCAGGAGCCACUGCUGUUUUCCAUGUCUAUAGCAGACAAUUUACGUUACGGCAGCGAUGGCGUUACUGAUGACCAGUUGCACGAGGCGGCUCGUGCAUGUGACAUUCACGACUUUAUAGACUCACUGGCUGGGAAGUACGAUACCAUGGUUGGUAGGCGCGGGUCACUGCUGUCUACUGGGCAGAAGCAGCGCUUAGGGCUAUCACGCGCUUUGAUUCGUGACACUCCUUGUGUGAUUCUUGAUGAGGCCACUUCCUCUAUGGACGGCUCUUCUGACGAUUUAGUGCGGUCUAUUAUUACUAGGAAGGACAAGCCCAGGACUGUGGUUAUCAUCACUCACCAUCUAGCGACGCUUCGUUAUGCCGACAUGGUUGCUGUUUUGAACGACGGUCAUGUUGAAUUCCAUGGUACUCCAGAGGAUGCUCAGCGACAUAGUGAGACCUUCCGUGCACUGUUUCCAGGUUUCACUGCACCCUAGACACGCUACGUAAUGUCUAGUAUGUUUAUAG